AUGGCGCCUACUGGCCUAGCCUCCCAGCUUCAGCAACUUCAGGUACAGUUGAACACGCUCCUGCAAGAGUACACGAGCAGGGCGUCUACCUAUGACACUACCGCAGAGGAGGGCCAACGAUCCAGAUUAGCCCUCAUCCUUGGGCAGAUGCUGUCCAUCGUCAAGGACCCUGCCGACCAGGCUGUCGACAUGACCAUCCAAGGCACAAUUUUCGUUGCCACGCGGCUCUUCAGCCAGUGGGGUGCAUGGGAUCUCAUUCCUGCCCGCAGCACCAAAAUUGCUACGAUAUCGUAUGCGGAGCUGGCUUCUAAGCUCGACGCUGAGGAGUCUUUGAUAAGGCGUAUCGGCGGCGUCCUCGUCUCUCAGGGGGUGCUGGAUCAGAUUGGCGCAGACCAAAUCGCUCAUACGCCCAAGUCACUCGUUUUUCUGGAGGGUCAGACUCAAAGACUUGGUUGUCAGCUGUGCUGGGAAAUGUCCCUGACUCCUUACAUUUCCAUGCCCGAGUACUUUGAGAAGUAUGGCCGUAAGGAGCCACAAACGAUCAAUCACGUCCCCGCCACCUUUGCCUAUGGGUGCGCUGAAUUGAGCGUCUACGAGAUGAUCGGCCGCGACCCUGCGUGGGCCAAGCGAUUCUCGAAGCAGAUGGAGGCUAUGGAGGUUAAGAUGCCCAUCGCCGGCAUCUACGACUUCAGCUGGCUUGUUGAGCGCCUCAAAAACGAGCCUGCCAAGUCCAAAGGCCGCGCUGUGUUUGUCGACAUUGGAGGCGGCAUCGGACAGGCCAUCAAGGCCAUCAUGGCCGAGAAUCCCAGCCUACCUCCCAGCCGCUUUGUGCUGCAGGACCGACAAGAAAUUAUCAAUGGCGAGGUAGUGGCCAAAGACGCAGAGCUUCGCGACAUCGCCAAGAUAGCGGUUGAUUUUCACAAAGAACAGCCCACCAAAGACCGAGUUGUCAGCAACAUGCUUCGUGUGGUGGCCGGGAGCAUGGCCGAGGACAGCAGGCUGUUGAUCCAGGAGGAUGUGAUGGAUAACCCGCCACAAGUCCUGGCCGCGACAAUGGACGUUCUCAUGCUUGGCUUGGGAGGUAAGCAGCGAACAUUAAGCUGCUGGAAAGAGGUAGCCUCCGUGGCAGGUCUCGAGAUCACUAGAGUUUCAAAGGGACAGGGCCCGUGGACUUCGCUUGGUGUUCUUGAAUGUCGCAAAAAAGGAGUUAAACCUGUCUAA
Messenger RNA from Microsporum canis CBS 113480, 1221 nucleotides. Its product is annotated as O-methyltransferase. The record is from RefSeq and is a predicted model, not a curated record. The transcript is spliced from 3 exons. NCBI's taxonomy places the organism in Eukaryota, Fungi, Ascomycota, Eurotiomycetes, Onygenales, Arthrodermataceae. Gene Ontology annotation, molecular function: methyltransferase activity. The coding region runs from base 1 to 1221 and encodes 406 amino acids.